CAGCAUCCUAGUGGAGGAAACCAUUGAUUCCACUUUCAAAGAUCAGAUAAUUCUCCCCUCCCAAACACACAAAAUUUUAGUUAAUUUCAAGCCUCUCAAACUUUGCUGUUGUCCUUGCCCUAUUCUACUUUCUGCAGCUCUUCAUCAAUUAAACGCGCACACUCACAGAUAGACAGAGGCAUAGUAAUAGUAUGGCUAGCUGCAACAUGGCUUCUGCUGCCUCUGGGUUUUUGCUGACACACAGUGUAGCCACCAAUGCAAACUCAGCUUCGAGGAGCAACAUGGUGUUUUCCCCUUCAAAGAACACCAUCACCACCGCCGGCAACUCAAGGCUUGUUGUAAGAGCAGCUGAAGAGGGAGCUGCCACGCCUGUGACAACCGCUGCCCCAGCUGAAGGUGAAGCUCCCAAGCCCAAGCCACCUCCUAUUGGACCCAAGAGAGGCACUAAGGUGAAGAUUCUGAGGAGGGAAUCUUACUGGUACAACGGAAUUGGAUCUGUUGUAGCUGUUGACCAGGAUCCCAAGAGUCGUUACCCAGUUGUGGUUCGAUUCAACAAGGUUAAUUAUGCAAAUGUAUCCACAAACAACUACGCAUUGGAUGAGAUUGAAGAAGUUAAAUGAGGAAAUAAGUAGCUGUGUAAUUUAGUUGUUCACAUUAUUCUCGUCUCCUUAGCUUAAGCUCGUGUGUGUGCCUGCCAGGAAUUUGUAUUAUAUUCUUCUAGUGAAUUCUUCUUUCUUCUCCA
Messenger RNA from Mangifera indica (mango), 742 nucleotides. RefSeq names its product photosystem I reaction center subunit IV B, chloroplastic-like. The coding region runs from base 192 to 620 and encodes 142 amino acids. Gene Ontology annotation, biological process: photosynthesis. The transcript has 3 exons. NCBI's taxonomy places the organism in Eukaryota, Viridiplantae, Streptophyta, Magnoliopsida, Sapindales, Anacardiaceae. Gene Ontology annotation, cellular component: photosystem I; photosystem I reaction center. The record is from RefSeq and is a predicted model, not a curated record.